Athalia rosae (coleseed sawfly) is the source of this 2227-nucleotide messenger RNA. Its product is annotated as PHD finger protein 12. Bases 198 to 2048 code for a protein of 616 amino acids. The record is from RefSeq and is a predicted model, not a curated record. The transcript is spliced from 5 exons. NCBI's taxonomy places the organism in Eukaryota, Metazoa, Arthropoda, Insecta, Hymenoptera, Athaliidae. Gene Ontology annotation, molecular function: transcription corepressor activity; protein binding. Gene Ontology annotation, biological process: negative regulation of transcription by RNA polymerase II. Gene Ontology annotation, cellular component: nucleus; Sin3-type complex.
UACCGUAAAAAAUAAGUUAACAACAUACUCCGUCAGAGUCGCAUAUUUACUUCAGUAUUUAUCAGGUACAAAUACGUGGGAAAACGAACACUGAGGUCGCCGGUCAUCAGAAGCGGGUGUUAAAUCUUGAUCAUUUCAAAUGGUGUGUUUAACCCUGUAGAAGUUCUUCCAUCGAUUGUUCAACGAGAUCUCUUAAAAUGGGUACCGUUGAAUACGACUUGAACACAGGUGGAGGACUAAUGCCACAAAUCCAGGCUCUCAUAGCACCCCCUGUCUCAGAGGAGUCAAAAACAACAAAAAACAAGAAAGACAAAGAUGAUAAAAGCCAUCCGUAUUUCAAACGACCAGGACGUGGUCACAAUCGAGAUUCUUGUGAUGCCUGUCAUGAUGGAGGAGAGCUGAUUUGUUGUGAUAAAUGUCCAGCCUCGUUCCACCUGCAGUGUCACGAUCCACCAUUGGAUGCAAGAGACAUACCAAAUGGAGAAUGGAUGUGUCACGCAUGCCAGUGUGCCAAUACAAAUAAAAAAGAUACUGAGACAAAUAAAAGAAAAAAGAGAAAAUCAGCCCUGGAAACGCUGGCAAUAGCAGCUUCGCUUCUGAAUCCUAGAGAAUUUGAGCUCCCACGUGAAUUACAAAUGCCUAUCACUUUUCCAGGAACUGAUAAAAUAAACCAAUCUACUGGUAAAAAAGGAAGGCAGCAAAACUCUUGUACCAAUAAUGGCAAGAGUCAUUGCCUGGACAGUGGAUUGAUGGUUCCACUACCUGCUCGGUUAUGCUUUGAAUGCGGUCGGAGUUGUCGGAAGGCUCCAUUGAUAGUCUGCGACUAUUGUCCACUCUAUUUUCAUCAGGAUUGCCUGGAUCCUCCUCUUACUGCUUUCCCAAAAGGUCGAUGGAUGUGCCCCAAUCAUCCCAACCAUUUUUUAGACCAGAAUCUGUUGCCAUCUUGUGGUGCAACGGAUCGCCUUAAACUAUGGGACAAGUAUGCAUCUCGUCGUCUCGAUCAGCAAGCUGUAAAAUUAGAAUUUCUGCGGAAAGCUCGAGCUGCAAACCCACCGUUUCGGGUAAAAGUCAAGCUUCAUUCCAAGUCUAGAGUCCAAGUACCAACUGCGGUUAAAUAUCAUUAUGCCAAUCCACCUGAAAUGGAGCCAAACCAUUUGUAUCAAAUGAAUAAUGUAAUUCAACCGACUAUACACACGACAGAGACACAUCAACCUGAUAAGUCAAAUAAUGAAAAAGUUACGAAUGGUAAUUUUUCAAUUGAUAGUGACUGUGAUAUGGACAGUAAAGAGGACAAGCCCAGAGCCAAGCAAAAAAAUUUAGAUGAAGCAAAUAGUGUAGAGAGUUCGAUGAGAUAUUAUGAAAAUGUAAGCCAAUACUCUACCAGGGAAGGAAUACAGUUGUUAGAAAGGCCUGUUCUAGAAACCUUAGCCCAACAAAGAUUAGAACAAAUACUCAACCCGAUGGGAGAAGAUUACGCGUCUGUACGCUGUCAAUCAAAGGCAAGGGCUGUGAUGUUCCCACUUAGUCAAAAACCAGGGCCGCCUACUUUCAUGACGCGCAGAACACUUACCAUUGGAAAUGGAGCUGACUGUGAUUUACUGUUAGCGAAGUAUGGGAACUGCUGUUGCACUUCGUCCAAACAUGCCAUCAUCUUUUAUGACGAGACUACUAAUCGUUACGAACUGUUGAACUACAGCGAACACGGAACGGUUGUAGAUAACAUCUUAUAUUCUUGUGAUUAUGCCCAUUCUUCAACUAUGGAAAUUAGAGAUGAAGAAAAAGGCAAAGGCAACGCAAAAAAAGAUCAAGAAACUACGGAUGCUAUAAAAUCUAUUGCAAAUAAAAAUAAAGAGCUAUCACCAGAUUAUGAUGGAAUGAAAAUUUCAUGUAGCUGCCAACCUCUAAGCCAUAUAAGUAAUAAUUACAGUAACGGCUAUUUAGAAAAAGGAUGGGAAGGCAGCGCUUUGGUGGCUCAUGGUUCUAUCUUGAGGUUUGGUUGCCUGGUAUUUCUGUUUAGUACCGUUGAUCACGUCUUAAUAACACGAUGAAUGGAUGUAAUACAUCUUUGACAAAAAUGUAAAUGUGAUAUGUAAAAUAGAGAAUCUUGUAUAAAACAAAGAAUUUUAUAAAUCUGUUUCCGAAUGAUUAUCAAUCUCCUCUCGCCCCACCCCACGCAUUUUGGCCUCGCAAAAAAAAAAAUUUUAAUCAUAAAUGCGCGGAAAAACCA